Molecule: messenger RNA, 612 nt
Organism: Hemisphaericaspora subhashii
Lineage: Eukaryota; Fungi; Ascomycota; Pichiomycetes; Serinales; Debaryomycetaceae
Exons: 1
Coding region: 1-612 (203 amino acids)
Biological process (GO): mRNA splicing, via spliceosome
Cellular component (GO): U2-type spliceosomal complex
Molecular function (GO): RNA binding
Source: RefSeq, a predicted model, not a curated record
AUGUCAGAUAAUAAUAGUUCCUGUGAUGACUCUGACUCAUCUGACUCAUCAUCAUCAGAAGAUGAACAAAUUCAGAAACCAAUCUUCAUCUCAAAAAAACAACGCAUAAAACAAUUAACACAAGAAGAUCAAAAGCUUAAUGAAGAUCGUCAAAAACAAAUACUUUUAUCAAAAUUAGAGAAUAAUGACCUGAAACUGUUAACUGAAGUAGCUACAGAUAAUGCAGAUGACUUGUUUGAUGGAAUAGAUGAUACUGAUGAUCUUGAUCCUGAACAAGAAUAUGAUGCGUGGAAACAACGAGAAUUAAUGCGAUUCGAAAGAGAUCAAAAGAUUAUUGAACAACAAGAAUUACAAAAAGAAGAAGAAUUACGUCGUAGUGAAAUGACAGAAAUUGAAAAGGUAAAGGAAUUUCAACUGAGAAAGAAGCAACAAGAUGAUACCAAAUCUAAUAGUAAUGAUAAUAACCACGGCUAUUAUCAUAAGGGAGUAUUUUAUAAUGAUGAAGAUAAAGAAGAUAUGGCCAAUUUAUUAAAAAGAGAUUAUACUGAGAUUGCUAAUGACAAUGACAACUUAAAAGAUCAUUCAAGACCAACAAGAUUAAAAUUAGAUUGA